Molecule: messenger RNA, 2576 nt
Organism: Bacillus rossius redtenbacheri
Lineage: Eukaryota; Metazoa; Arthropoda; Insecta; Phasmatodea; Bacillidae
Gene: Oseg5
Product: intraflagellar transport protein 80 homolog
Exons: 16
Coding region: 64-2418 (784 amino acids)
Biological process (GO): cilium assembly
Cellular component (GO): intraciliary transport particle B; cilium; centrosome
Molecular function (GO): protein binding
Source: RefSeq, a predicted model, not a curated record
UGGGCACAUACUUCAUGUGUACUUCUAUGGUAUAAUGGGGUUGUGUUUACAAAUGGUGUUGCCAUGAAAUUUAAAACGUCAAAUUUAGACGAUCCUAAGCAUAAUGCUUUAGUUUGUUGUGUAGGUUGGUGCAAUGCUGAGGAAGUGUAUUCUUGUGGGGACGACCACCUGCUGCUGAGGUGGAACCCGGCGACGAAGGAGACGGCGACGGUGGCCGAGCUGCCCCCGGAGGUGUUCCCCACGGACAUGGACUGGUUCCCGCGGCCGCAGGCGGGCGGCAAGAAGCAAGGCCUCGACCUGCUCCUGCUGACGGCGGCCGACGGCAAGUUCCACCUGAUCGGUAAGAGCGGGCGCGUGGAGAAGAGCGUGGACGCGCACAAGGGCGCGGUGCUGGCCGGCCGCUGGAGCCACGACGGCGCGGGGUUCCUCACGGUGGGGGAGGACGGCCAGGCCAAGGUGUGGUCCCGCAGCGGGAUGCUGCGCUCCACGGUGGUCCAGGGGGACAGCCCCGUGUACAGCGCGGCGUGGAGCCCGGACGGGACCCAGCUGCUGCACACGCAGGGCAAGGCGCUCGUCAUCAAGGCGCUGGCCCCCAACAGCAAGCCCCACCGGUGGAAGGCACACGACGGGCUGAUCCUGAAGGUCGCUUGGAAUCCCAGCAACAACCUCAUCAUCUCCGGCGGCGAGGAUUGUCGCUACAAGACCGGACCGGGACUGCCCCGCUCGGUGACCGGAGGGGCUCGCGCCGUGAUUGGUCCGCAGGUGUGGGACACGUACGGGCGGCAGCUCUACGCCAGCCCGGCCCACGACCACCCCGUAACCGCGCUGUCGUGGGCCCCCGACGGGGACCUGUUUGCGGUCGGCUCCUUCAACACCCUGCGGCUGUGCGACAGGGCCGGCUGGUCGCACUCGCUGGAGAAGCCCAGCACGGGCAGCAUAUUCAACAUCGCGUGGUCGAGCGACGGCACGCAGGUGGCCGGGGCCUGCGGGAACGGCCACGUCGUGUUCGCCCACAUCGUAGAGAGGCAGCUCCAGUGGAAGCGCCUGGAGGCGACCCAGACGGCUCCCGAGGCGGUGGAGCUCCGCGAGGUGGGCUCGGAGGGACGCGAGCAGCUCGAGUUCCCCGGGCGCGUCGUGAAGCUGGCCCUGGGGCACGGCCGGCUGGUGGUGGUCACCCCCUCGCAGUGCCUGGUGCACAGCGCCGCCAACUGGAGCACGCCGGCCGUCGUCGAGCUGCGGCAGUCGUCCGUGCGCCUGGUGCUGCUGGCUCCCAGGCACUUCCUGCUGGUGGACAGUGCCGGGCUGGCGCUCUACAGCUACGAGGGCCGGCUGCUGGCGUCGCCCCGCUGGGCCGGCAUGCAGCCCGACGCCCUCACCGGCGCCACCGUCAGCCUCAGCAACGACACCAUCGCCGUGCGGGACCAGCUGGACGACAAGUGCGUGCGGCUGCUGGAGCUGGCCCAGGGGGCGCGCGCCCCCACGGAGCUGCCCGCCCUGCAGCACUGGCUCGGGGUGUCGGAGCUCGCCCUCAGCCAGGCGGGGCCGCCCGCCGAGCGGCAGCUGGCGCUGGUCGACCGCAACCGCGACCUGUACCUGCGCCACGUGCACGGCCCCGCGCACCGCUCCCUCCGCAAGCUGGCCCCGAUGGUGCAGUCCCUCUGCUGGAACAGCGACACGAACGUGCUGGCGACCGUGCAGGACACCAGCCUCACCGUGUGGUUCUUCCCGGCCGUGCUGCACGUCGACUCCCAGCUCGUCAAGAGGACGGUGCUCGUCAGGGACGCCAGCGAGUUCGGCAAGGCGCCGGCCGUGGUGAGCUUCGCGGGCAACCACCUGGGGGUGCGGCGCGCCGACGGCGCCCUGGUGAGCAGCGCCGUGUCGCCCUACCCUGCCGUGCUGCACGGCUACGCGUCCGCCGGCCGGUGGGACGACGCGCUCCGCCUCUGCCGCUUCGUCAAGGACGCGACGCUGUGGGCGUGCCUGGCGGCGAUGGCGGCGCAGGCCAAGCAGCUGGAGGCCGCGGAGGAGGCGUACGCAGCCAUCGACGAGGUCGACAAGGUCCUGUACCUGCAGCACAUCAGGGAGGUGCCGGUGAGCGCGGCGCGGCUGGCGGAGAUGUGCCUGCUGGGCGGGAACACGCAGGAGGCGGAAGGCGUGCUGCUGCAGAACGGGCUGGUGUUCCGUGCUAUCAUGAUGAACCUGCGCGUACACAACUGGAACAGGGCGCUGGAGCUGGCGGCCAAGCACAAGACCCACGUCGACACGGUGCUGCUGCACCGGCGCGACUACCUGCGCGCCUUCGGCAAGCCGGAGACCAACGAGCGGUUCCUGCACUUUGCCGCGGAGGUGGAACUUGACGAGGAGAACAUCGCCCGGAAGGUGGAACUCGAGUACGAGAAGGAGAGAGAGAACGGCUAACGAAUCACAGCAUCGACCGCGCUGUUCUCCAACUGACCUGGCACUGGAAGCCUCUCUGCACGCGUGUGUGUGUUUGAUUUCAUCUUUACGUAAUGUGACUUUAUUUAUUUGCUGUUUGGAAGAUUAUCUGAAUUACAAAUUUUUUUUUUUUAACAUUA